Messenger RNA from Penicillium salamii, 2397 nucleotides. NCBI's taxonomy places the organism in Eukaryota, Fungi, Ascomycota, Eurotiomycetes, Eurotiales, Aspergillaceae. The record is from the annotation of a GenBank genome assembly.
AUGUCAUUGGGCGUACGCAAAAUUGCCCGGUCCCGUUUGAACGGGUUGCUCUCGCCAUGCCGGGCUCAGCAAUGGCACCAGGGCUUUGGCACUCAUCUUGGACAGAGAGCGCGCCUCUCUGCGCUCAAUACCCCAGUGGCCCUAGACUCCAGAAUGGGACCCGAUGCCGCGACAUCCUCCACAUUUAGGCCGCCCAGUCAUGAUAUUUCCGAACCGCAUCCACCGACAAGACAACUGUCACAACCGAGCGCAACGCAUUUGCAAGAUACGCAAGAUGGACGAUCACAACCCGAUCCUCACAAACACUAUUCAACAUCGACACUGCCAUUGGUUACAGGACGCAAGAUCAGGGCAUUAGCCAUCCAAUAUAACGCUGACCCUAGGCUUGUGCGCAGGGCAGCUACCCAAGUUAAUCGCGGAAUCCAGCUGAAAAACAAAAUCCUCACAGACCGAGGGUUGUUUCUGUCCCUAGCUAUACGAUUCAACUCACUAUACUCCCAAACCCUGGCAUUCUGGCAAUGGAAAGGUUCAUACACAGCAAUUUUCAACGCCAAGCUAGAUGGGGGCGUUGUUCACCGCCGGUUGCCUUCAUUGAACGAUGAUGCGAAAUAUUUGCUCGAUAUGGUUCUCGAUGAUUGCUACGGAUCUUUCCAAGAGACGUGGGAAGACCUGAAUCGGCCUACCAAAGCCUGGGCCUGGCAGCGUCUGGCUAUCUGGCUACUUCAGAACGCCCCCGAGAAGGCACUUGACUUUCUCAUUGUUACCACAAAGCCAUUGCACAAGCCGGACGCCAACAUGGUAUCCGAUUGCUUCAUCUAUUUGGACAGAUUCUACUACCACGACCGGCUUCGGGGUUGGUCGAGUGAUACACACACAUAUGCGACGGCAAUUGCAGACUGCAUGCAACCGGAAGAUUGGCCUAUCAUUAAUCCACCCCAAAAAGGCCUGCGGCUCUAUAUUCGCCGAACAGACUCUGCGAGGGCUGUAAAGGCAUUCAGGCUGGUGAACGAGCGGGGCAUCACGAUGGAAGCGCAAACACUGCUUUGUUUCAUGAACAAGUUCACGCACCAGAAAAAUGUGGAACUUGCCUUGAAGGCUCUUGGAUCUAUCCCCAGGAUUAACCAUCCAGACUUUACCAUGGCCUCUUCAGCGGUGUUGCGGCACUGUUGCAAGCUUUUAACACUCGAUUCAGUCGAGGACACAGCAGAAGGCCGCAACUUCCGUAUUCUUCCGAGGCUCCUCAACAUGAACGUUCAGCCAGACCGCGACAUGAUGAACCUGGUGCUUGCCAAUGCCUACAAAACCGGUGAUCCCCAACUUGGGGCUGAUAUGCUCGAUUUCAUGCAGAGACACCACCACGUUUUCGACUCUUAUACCUAUGUGACUCUCCUCACGGAUGCAGUGGCUCGAGGCGAUCAUUCCCGUGUGGACGAAUUGACUCGAGAAAUUGAAACGCAAGAGCAAUUCAACGAAAACCCCUACAUUUUCAGCAAACUUAUGCAUGCUCACUAUACCUUCACUGCGAAGCAUCUGGACCCUGAAAGUGAUCCUGCAGGUGUGUUUUACUCCAUGCUUGAAAUGUACAACAAACUCCACGACAUCUCCCCCCUCAAAGCACUCUUGAUCGUCCCUUCUCACUACACACCGCCGGUAACUGGACUGCAAAACAAAAUCCCCCCUUCUCGAGUGGCCCUAUUCCUUAUGAUUUCGACAUUCUUCCGCUGCAAGAACAAACAUACUCAAGCACAUCGUAUCUACGACCAGUUCCGCGAACUGGUGCGCAUGGGCGACCCAUCCAUCGCCUCUCUGGUUGAAACCGAUCAUGUCUACAAUGAAUUCCUCAUUGCCUUCCGCAAGAGCCCACUUAGUCUUCGGUCAAGUGUCCGUCUUGUUGAAGAUAUGCUUGAUACUUCUACGCUUCCAACACAUACCACAACCGGGGUACCUUUGAAACACGUUGCACCCUCCGAGCACACUUGGACUAUCCUCCUCAGUGCAUUUAAUUACAACGGCCAACCUGAUGCAGCGGAGAAGGUCAAGGAGAUGAUGGCCAAAUACAAUGUCAGGUACAAUCAGGUGACCUGGAACACUAUCAUCAACGGCUUCGCAAAUACCCAAAGUAUCACAGAAACCGCUUCUGCGAUUAGGCAGAUGGAGCAGCAAGGAUUUGUUAUUGAUCGCUACACCAUGAACAGUCUACGCUAUCUCCGUGAUCCCCAGCGCCUGUGGGAUUCAGUCGCGGAAUUGGACAAAGCCUCCGCAAAUUCUGCUUAUGAAGAGCCACUUGCUACGGAACCCACGCCUGAUGUGCACACAGGCCCGCAAGAGCUGGAGCAUGACGAUCUGAUUGAUAGUGGCCUGCAGAAACUGGAGUUGAAGUCAAAGUCAUCAAAGUGA